GCAAGUUUUAUCUGUUCGUUUUGGUUCUGCAGUUUCUGUGUUUUAAUCAAAAGAUCCAACUUUUGUUGUCUAUAUCCUUUAAAUUGAAUCCGUGGGCGUUUAUAAUUGAUGGAUUUGAUAGAAAACUUGGUUAGAUGAAUCGAAAUCUUAAGUAUGAUCUGAUAUUGAAGACAACUUCCUGUAAUGCAGUUGCAGACAUUAAACACUUAUUAAUGUUGUAAAUUUUAGAUUGGUUAGUGUCUGAAUAUUGAUGAUACCUGGUAAAAAAAGCUAAUGCAAUUGGCAUAAGAUCAUCCUUAUUCCAAGCUUCAAUUUUUACUUUAAAACUGUGUAUUGAAGUUUUUUUUUCCCUUUUGUUUGUUUUUUUGUUAGCUGCUGGAGCCUUUGUUAUUGUUGAGAUGUUGUAUAGCUCAGAUCUACUUGCAAUUGUUGGAGCUGGUGAACAGGCUUCUCUAUCCCCACGGCGUCUUUGUUUGUUCAAGACCACAACGGGUUUACCUCUUAGGGAAUUGAAUUUUUUAACUUCUAUACUCGCUGUUCGUAUGAACAAGAAAAGACUUGUUGUUGUGCUGCUAGAGAAAACAUUCGUUUACGACUUGAAUACUCUUGUCAUGCUUGAUACUAUCGACACCGUGCCAAAUCCAAAAGGUCUAUCUGCAUUCUCUCCAUCUCUUGAAGGCUGCUACUUAGCUGUUCCAGCUAGUACGACGAAAGGAUCUGUUUUGGUGUAUAACGUCAUGGAUUUGCAGUCUCAUAGUGAGAUUGAUGCACAUCGUUCUCCAUUGGCUGCGAUUGCACUGUCUUCAAAUGGAAUGUACAUUGCUACAGGAUCUGAGCAAGGAACCUUGAUCCGAGUCCAUCUUGUUUCAGAAGCAACUAAGUCAUAUAGUUUCAGGAGAGGAACAUACCCAUCUACUAUAUAUUCACUGUCUUUUGGACCAUCGACACAGCUUCCAGAUAUAUUAAUUGCAACUAGUUCUUCAGGCUCCAUUCAUGCCUUCUCUUUAAGUUUGGCCAUAAACCAAAGAAGCAAAAGGUCUACUAGCUUUCUUGGAUCGGUUCUUCCCGACAGUGUGAGUGAUGCACUAGAUCCAGCUCAUCAUCAUGUGCUUCAAAACGCAGUUUCUUCCGGGAUUAGAAGUUAUGCCGUGGUUAGGAAGAUAGACAAACUUGAAGGAACAUCAUCUCCAUCUCAUUUUACAUCUCUUAGAGCAACGGUAUCGGUGAUCACUUAUAACGGAUAUUUCCAGGAGUAUACGCUAAGUAUCAAUAACAAGAAUGAGUCUCUAUGGACACUGGAACGUGAAUUCAAUCUCUUCUCCAUAACCACCGGGUGAUGUAUACAACCAAAUAUCAAAUAUAUGAAAGUACUGGGCAACUUUUUUGUAUGUAACAAUUUUUGUACCUUGGGUUCAUUAAGAAUAUGUUUAUAGUCUCAUGUUCUUUGGUUAUUCGCAAAUAUAAUUAGCUCUUCCGUGCUAUUACUGUAUCUUAAUCUUGAUUUGUGUUGAAGAAAUGAAAUACAAAAUGGUUUCC
Messenger RNA from Arabidopsis thaliana (thale cress), 1536 nucleotides. RefSeq names its product autophagy 18 B-like protein (gene ATG18B). The transcript has 9 exons. Gene Ontology annotation, cellular component: vacuolar membrane; cytoplasm; phagophore assembly site membrane. NCBI's taxonomy places the organism in Eukaryota, Viridiplantae, Streptophyta, Magnoliopsida, Brassicales, Brassicaceae. The record is from RefSeq and is marked reviewed. Bases 399 to 1337 code for a protein of 312 amino acids.